Messenger RNA from Myotis brandtii (Brandt's bat), 591 nucleotides. Its product is annotated as histidine triad nucleotide-binding protein 1. Gene Ontology annotation, cellular component: cytoplasm; nucleus. The record is from RefSeq and is a predicted model, not a curated record. The transcript has a single exon. Gene Ontology annotation, biological process: purine ribonucleotide catabolic process. Gene Ontology annotation, molecular function: hydrolase activity. The coding region runs from base 43 to 432 and encodes 129 amino acids. NCBI's taxonomy places the organism in Eukaryota, Metazoa, Chordata, Mammalia, Chiroptera, Vespertilionidae.
CCCGCGCUGUGCCCCCAGUAGCCUUGUGGAAGCAAGGCCACGAUGGCAGAUGAGAUCGCCAAGGCUCAGGCCGCUCUGCCUGGUGGUGACACGAUCUUCGGGAAGAUCAUUCGCAAGGAAAUCCCCGCCAAAAUCAUUUUUGAGGACGACCAGGUAGGCACCGGGCGCCGCCUCGCUCGUGGGCACGCCGGUUUCCCCGGAGGGAAGAGAAGGGUCGGCGGCGCCGAUAUAUUCCAGAUUUCUGUAGCAGAAGAUGAUGAUGAAAAUCUUCUUGGACAUUUAAUGAUUGUUGGCAAAAAAUGUGCUGCUGAUCUGGGCCUAAAGAAGGGUUAUCGCAUGGUAGUGAAUGAAGGCACAGAUCGGGGACAGUCUGUCUAUCGUGUUCAUCUGCAUGUUCUUGGAGGUCAGCAGAUGAAUUGGCUUCCUGGUUAAGUAUGUUUUAGGGAUAAUUUUCCCUGCUGUUGGCAAUGAUCAGUUUUGCAAGUUCUAAUAUGCUAAACAGUACAUUUUAUUUUUGCCUGUGUACGGAGUGAUCCAGGAAAUAAUUUCUAAAACCCAUACAUAAUAAAAGACAUCAUUGCAUGUUCUGAA